Molecule: messenger RNA, 339 nt
Organism: Metarhizium album ARSEF 1941
Lineage: Eukaryota; Fungi; Ascomycota; Sordariomycetes; Hypocreales; Clavicipitaceae
Exons: 4
Coding region: 1-339 (112 amino acids)
Source: RefSeq, a predicted model, not a curated record
AUGGCGUCGGCUAUGCCUACAAGUCCAGCCAGCGGCGCCGAGCUUCUCUCCCGUGACAGGACAAAUCCUGCGAGCGGAUGCUACCUAUUUCACGUUGACGAAUGCUGUCUCCCUCUUGUCUGCAUCUGUGCCGAGGGGAGGCUCUACGAGUUCAACCCGAAAAGCUGGAGCGCUGGCGGCAAUGGGUGCGACCCCCCAUGGGGCUACAUCGCCGAGUCCUGGUCCUCGCAUCCAAAGUGGCUGGAAAUCGAGGGCGGCCAUGUUAUACACCAAAACUAUGCCGUCACAAAUACUCCUUUUGCAGAAAUGUACGCGACCAAGUCCAUGAUGCUUUACUAG